CUAGACUCUGACUGCUGACACCGGACACGCUGUAUCUGGUAAGUACUGCACGCACACUGCAAGACGACGCGCUGAGCUUAUGUAUACGUACAAAGCGCGCCAUCGCCAUGCAACAUACACACACACACACACACACAUAUAUAUAUACACACACACAUAGGUAGUACUAUACCUGUACAGUUUCGGAGCUACUCAUCUACAUCUUAUAUAUGCUCUCACAAUUGGCUCAUUGUUGCACUUGAUACAUUUAUAUAAUGGUACAUACGCGUCCUAAUAUGCAGAUUGAAUGAGUAAAAAUAAUAUAAGUAGUUAUAAUAUCUAUUCAUUAUGCAUAUAUAUAUAUAUAUAUAUAUAUGUGCAAUAAUUCUAUUUAUAAGCUCCUUUUUCUCUUUUAUUAUUUUUAAAAAUAAUGAUUUUCCAUAUUAAGUGACGUGUUAUUUUUAUUUGUAACUACGCAGUAUCUCGUUCUCGAAAAAACUCGACUUCUUUAAAAAAAAGUGUUCAAUCAGCUUCAUCAUCAUCAUCAUAAUCAUCUCAUGAUCAUCAUGAAUAAAAAAGUCGUCAGCUUGCAAAAAGCACUCACUCAUGAAUACGCGUACUAAGUAAGUAUGUAUUUAUGUACAUUCGCGAAUCGUGGUACGGUACUUCAAAAUUCAGGGCUCGUGCAGCCUAUAAGCGCAAGCUGCGAGGAGAACCUUCAAUGAGGAGCUGGAGAUGCUAGCAGCUAGAGAGAGCGAGAUGCGCGAGCGACUAUGCGCCGCAGUAACUGCCGAAAGUCAAAAAUCAACACAAUAACACACACGUACAGUACACUUGGCAGUCUUCUGUCUUGGUACUGCGACUGCACAAGUUUACUACACACACUGUACUGUAUGACGUGCAGUCGGAUCCAACGUUCCACAGCAGUGUUUGUGCAGUACUCGCAUACGCGGCGAAAGAUCAGAUCUUCAGAUCGUUCCAAUUAUAAAUUAUAAGGAUAUAUCUGGGAUAUAGAAUAUAGACUAUACUAGAGAAGACAAGGAGGACGCUGCGCUGCGAGAGAGAACCGGUGUUGGUGGCGGAGGCGGCGAUCAUGUUCCCGUCAUCUUCGUCGGCCUCGUCAGCCGACGAUGCCGAGGUCCCGGCUACGGCUGAGCUUGAAUCCUCGUCUGGUGCACGGCCUCGUAAACCCAGGACGCCAUCGGACGAGUGGAAAGACAAGGCCAAGACGAAGCCAUGGCGCAAAGGUAAAAGUUCAACGCGCAGAGAAGAGAGUCUAUUUAGUUUAAAACAAUUUUUAAAAAAUGACAACCAGACGAAUCAUCAAUUUGCUGGAGCACGACCAAAAGUUUACGAGUCCCAAUCCAGAACUCCAGAACCCAGCGAGAAUCAUGACAAAGGAAAAUAUCCACGAAAUCCCACCGAACUUCCAGAUUUUGUACAGGACCAUCUUGUUAUCGAACAGUGUUUUCUUAGUGACAAAGCUUCAUCAAACAUGGCCAGUGUUGAAGUGGACAAUCUGCCUGACUUUGCACUGAAUAGUGUUGAACAGAGACACAUUCGAUAUCUAAAGUCCCAUUCUGCCCCAUGCGACAGGUGGAAGAAAAAUUCAGAGGGUUCAGGGGAUCUUUCGUUUGAUCUUACUGACCAUUUAGAUAAAGGUCCAUCGAAUUCUCCACAUCCGAGCUCCUUGGAUUUGCCAAAGCUGGACGUCAUUGAUGGUGAAUUGGCGGAUGUGCCAGAAUCUUUAGGUUUUCCAUUCGAUUUGCAAAUACCUAGAGGCACUGAAUCUAAUGUAAAUGCAGAUGUUGCUGCCAAUCACCCUUUGCCUGAAGGAAUACCUAACACAACAAAACUUUUACCUGAUUUUUUAAGUGAUGCACCUAUUCGUACUAGAGGAACUCCUAUAUCUGACAGACCUGACUGUUCAAGCUCAAGUGAUUCUAUGAAUCAAUGGUUGUCUAUGGAAAAUGAAAGACUACGAAAUGAACUCCAAAUUGCGAGAAGACAAGCAAGUGAACGUUCACUUAGGAUAGAAACUUUGGAAGCAGAACUUUUAUCGAGGGGACAAUCAGAUCACACGGAAAGCGCGAAUCUCGAAAAGGCAAUGGAACAAGUAGAGGACAAUUUAAAACGUAGCACGAAACGAGCAAUCAAUGCGGAAAGUACAGUAGCAUCAUUGAAGAAAGAAAUAGAUUCUUUAUCUAUUGAAAUCAUGAUGUUACAAACCGAGAAUCGAGAGCUCAGAGCGGCGAUGGGUGUAGAUAGUAACGGAUGUCGAAACACAAAUCCUGAUCGUAGGAUACGAAGGUUGGCCGAUGAUUUGAGACUUGCGGCAUCGACGGCGGAAGUAUCAUUGAGACAGUUGAUGUCGGGUGUAAAUAAUUUGAGAGUACUUGCAUCAGCUCUUGAGAAUGUGGAUAAGAUAGAGGACCGUACCAAAGAUUUUUUACCAGACUUUGAUGAAGAUAACGCAGCUGGGCCAGCGUUAUAAAGAAGAACGACGUGGAUACGAGAUAUUUUUUUAUUUAGUUCCUUCAGACUUCUAGCUGUAUCAAGUUCCUAUGAAGCUUGAACUUUUCUCUUGUAAGGAAAUGUGUAUUUAAUUAUCCUUAUCAGUGAUUAUUUUGGACUAAUGUGAUUCUGCUUGUGAAUUUGUUAACGACCCAUAUAAAAAAAACCCGUGCAUUAUCGAAAACAAAUCGUGCAGAAUAUCACAAAAGAAAACGAUUGUUUUAUAUAAUAAAAUGUACAGUUGUCCAAUCGCAUAUUUACAUACGAAAAUAUAAAACUUUUUUUUUCAUUUA
This is a messenger RNA of Nasonia vitripennis (jewel wasp), 2786 nucleotides long. RefSeq lists its product as uncharacterized. NCBI's taxonomy places the organism in Eukaryota, Metazoa, Arthropoda, Insecta, Hymenoptera, Pteromalidae. The record is from RefSeq and is a predicted model, not a curated record. Gene Ontology annotation, cellular component: midbody; recycling endosome; centrosome. Gene Ontology annotation, biological process: positive regulation of cilium assembly; positive regulation of protein localization to cilium; regulation of cytokinesis. The coding region runs from base 1073 to 2473 and encodes 466 amino acids. The transcript is spliced from 8 exons.